AUGGAAAUAGAACACCAAAGCCAUGAAGAAAUCAAACACUCCAACAACAGCGACAAUAUUGUUAUGGAAACCCACAGAGCACUCAAAAUGAGGAGACUUUUCCUCCUCUUCAUCAACAUUCUCUUCGUCCUCAUUGGUGGCACCGGCGGCCCCCUCUUGAUCCGCUCCUACUUCCGACAUGGCGGCAGCCGCAAGUGGUUCUCCGGCUUCGUCCAAACCGCCGGCUUCCCCUUCCUGCUCAUCCCCAUCCUCUUCUCCUUCCUUCGUCGUCGGCAUACCAACUCUCGCCUCUUCUUGCUCACACCUUCUCUCCUUUUCCAUUGCAUCGUUAUUGGCCUAAUCACCGGACUUGACGACUACCUCUACUCCUACGGCGUCUCCUUUCUUCCGAUCUCCACCGCCUCCCUCAUUAUCUCAAUGCAGCUCGGCUUCACAGCCAUAUUUGCUGUUUUCAUGGUGAAACAAAAAACUAAUUCUUAUACAGUAAACGCGGUGGUUCUGCUAAUGUUUGGAUCAAUGGUUCUCGCUGUGCAUGCGAAUGCUGAUUUGCCGAAUGGGGAAUCAAAGGCCAAGUACUAUAUUGGGUUUGUAUUAACAGUUGGUGCAGCAAUUAUAUAUGGGAUGGUGUUGCCAUUUGUGGAGCUUAUCUAUAAACAUGCAAAACAGGAGGUGACUUAUGCGCUUGUUUUGCAAAUGCAAUUUAUUAUUGGGUUUUCUGCAACGGUUGUUUGUGCUAUUGGGAUGGCUCUCAACCAAGAUUUUCAUGCAAUCUCAAGAGAGAGUAAGCAUUAUGGGCUUGGUGUGUCAAAGUACUACCUUGUUGUUUUCUUCACCUCUGUUGCAGGUCAAUUCUACUUCUUAGGCAUAGUGGGAACUAUUAAAUACUCUUCAGCUUUGCUCGGUGGCAUAAUUGGCGCCGUCUGUAUCCCCAUUACACAGAUUCUUGCGGUCUUCUUUGUCCAUGAGAAGUUUGAUGGUGAGAAAGGAAUAGCCCUUGCGCUUUCUCUUUGGGGCACAACAUUUUACUUCUAUGGCAAGUAUAAAGAACAUGAUAAGAGCAAAGCUUCCCCAAGAGAGUCUCAACUUCUUCCUGGGGGGGGGGGGCGUUGA
This is a messenger RNA of Dendrobium catenatum, 1110 nucleotides long. Its product is annotated as purine permease 3-like. The transcript is spliced from 3 exons. The coding region runs from base 1 to 1110 and encodes 369 amino acids. Gene Ontology annotation, molecular function: purine nucleoside transmembrane transporter activity. Gene Ontology annotation, cellular component: membrane. NCBI's taxonomy places the organism in Eukaryota, Viridiplantae, Streptophyta, Magnoliopsida, Asparagales, Orchidaceae. The record is from RefSeq and is a predicted model, not a curated record.